Mesorhabditis spiculigera is the source of this 639-nucleotide messenger RNA. The record is from the annotation of a GenBank genome assembly. Lineage: Eukaryota; Metazoa; Nematoda; Chromadorea; Rhabditida; Rhabditidae.
AUGGCCGGCAUCCCGGAGGGCGAAUUCACUUUGAAGAUGGGGAAAACGUUCACUACGCCGCUUCAGGAUCGCCCGGAAUACCACACGUUGCGCUAUGACUUCAAGCCCCAAAGUGUCACCUCCAACACCACCGACUCGUUUAUUCGCAUGGGCACCGAAGAAGUUCAGAUUGUCCAUGCGGAUCAGGGCGACGAUGUCUCGAUUUUUCAAGGGGUCCAGAAGCCAACGUGCUCCGAAAAGGAAUGUCUAUUUUUCUACGACGAGACCACGGGCGCAAUCACCAUCGAAAAACUCGACAGCAACAUUUUCGCCAAACAGUCGAGAUCUAUGGACAUCAAGCGGGACAUGCUCAAGAAAAUCGAACGAAUGCGGCCCGGGGGCUCGAAAGAGACGGCUUCGUGCUCCCGGCCGUCUGAACAUCGCGACGAGCUUUUGGACGACGUCUCCGGCGCGUCCCCUGCCUCAACAUCAACACGUACAACAUCCUCAAGCCCUCAUUCAACGGUUUCUGCCGACAAAUCCGUGUCCAAGUCGCCGUUCGACUACCUCGACGAACCGUGCAAGCCCAAGAAGCAACAACCGGACUCCACCUUACUCGUGGAACUUGAGCUGAGCGAGAGCAGCUCCGAAGAUGAAGCC